AUGAGCUGCCCGGUGGCGGCGGCGAAACGAGUGCUGGAGGUGGGCCGCGUCAAGGUGGGGUGGGUCUCGGCACGAGUAAAACUGCUCGAGCCGAGACCGUUGCGCUGCUUCAGGUGCCUGGAGGGGGGCCACAUGGGGGCCAAAUGUGAUAGGAGUGUCGACCGCAGCCGUCUGUGCUUCCGCUGCGGCCUACCCGAUCACAGGGCCAGGGAAUGUACCGCCGCUGAAGCCAAGUGUAUCGAGUGCUCAGCGGCCGGUAAGCCUGCAGCACAUGCCGUCGGUAGUAAGGCGUGCCAGGGCAGCAAAGCUCGUUUCGCCUCAAGAAAGGGAGGAGCGGUGGCGAAAGGGCCCGUCACCGCGUCCCAAAGGACUGUGGAGGAGCCUAUGGAGACCGCCCAAUAA
Molecule: messenger RNA, 402 nt
Organism: Vanessa atalanta (red admiral)
Lineage: Eukaryota; Metazoa; Arthropoda; Insecta; Lepidoptera; Nymphalidae
Product: zinc finger protein GIS2-like
Exons: 1
Coding region: 1-402 (133 amino acids)
Molecular function (GO): nucleic acid binding; zinc ion binding
Source: RefSeq, a predicted model, not a curated record